Molecule: messenger RNA, 3047 nt
Organism: Argentina anserina (silverweed cinquefoil)
Lineage: Eukaryota; Viridiplantae; Streptophyta; Magnoliopsida; Rosales; Rosaceae
Product: pentatricopeptide repeat-containing protein At4g21705, mitochondrial-like
Cellular component (GO): mitochondrion
Molecular function (GO): protein binding
Source: RefSeq, a predicted model, not a curated record
GUCUCUCUGAAACCCCUUCACUCCUUAAACCCCAACCAACACAGUCAUGGAUCCCAAGCUCUCCUUUGUCAAAACCCUAAUCCGAAAUGCGAUUAUGACCAGGUCCUACUAUACUAGCCGGACCAAGAAGCCCACCCUCUACACCACAAUCAGUCCUCUCGGACUUGGAAAUCACAAACAAAGCGUGGCCCCGGAGCUCGACGACUGGGUCUCCAAAGGCAUUUAGGUCAGCAUCGGUGAGCUCCAACGCAUCAUUCGUGACUUUCGCAAGCGCAAACGCUUCUCUCAAGCCCUCCAGGUAUCUGAGUGGAUGAAUGAGAAGGGGAUAUGCAGGUUUCGGCCGAGUGAACAUGCUGUGCAGCUGGAUUUGAUAGGCAAGGUUCGGGGUUUUGUUUCGGCAGAAGAGUAUUUCAGUAAGUUGGGAGAGGAAGAUAAGGAUUGUAGGACAUAUGGUGCUCUUUUGAAUUGCUAUGUAAGGCAGCUCCAGAUGGAGAAGUCUCUGGCUCAUUUUUGGAAAAUGCAGGAGUUGGGGUUUGCUUCUUCGGCUAUUGAUUACAGUGGGAUCAUGUGUUUGUAUACAAAUGCCUGGCAGCAUGAGAAGGUCCCUGGUGUGAUGGCUGAGAUGAAGGAGAAUGAUAUCUCUCCUGACAACUGGAGCUAUAGAAUACGCAUAAACUCUUAUGGGGCAAGGUCUGAUCUUGAAGGGGCCAAAAAGGUUUUGAGAGAAAUGGAGGCGCAGCCUUACAUUGUCAUGGACUGGAAUACAUCUGAAGGCAGCCAGACAAACAAAGCGAUUGAUGCCUUAAAGAAAUCGGAAGAGCGGUUGGAUACAGAAAAUGGGCUUGGCUACCAAUUUUGGAUUUCACUGGAUGCUAAAAUGGGGAAUAGGGAUGAAGUUUUGAGGUAUUGGGGUCUUAUGAAGAGUGUUUAGAGAUGCAUAAACAGGGAUUAUAAUUGCAUGUUGGUGGCUCUGGUGAGGCUUGGUGAGUUCAAAGAAGCUGAGAUGGUGUUGAAGGAAUGGGAAAUGUCUGAAAACUUAUACGAUUUUAAAGUGCCUCAGACUGUGGUAGUAGGUUACUCAGAAAAGGGGUUGCAUGAGACAGCACAAGCUCUGCUUGAAGACUUGAUGGAGAAGGGAAAUCCGACCAACCUUAAAUAUUGGGAAUUAGUAGCUUCUGGAUAUGUCACUAAGGGUGAGAUGGAAAAAGCUUUGAAGUGCAUGAAGAUUGCUCUCACUGUGUGGACACAGAUAGGACGGAGACCCGACGAUAGGUUGAUCGCAAGCUUACUGAGUUGGCUUGGUGAUGAAUGUGACCAAUUUUUGAUCGCAAGGACAUCUUAAUUCUCUGAUAAAAAGCAUGCACUAUAUAUGUUCCUCAAUCUAUAAAAACAUAAAUAUUGUUAUUAAAAAGAUUGAAUCUUAAUAUAUGCAUUAUAUAUAUAUAUAUAUUGUGAUAAUCAAGCAGCACUUCAUAUUGUGCAAAUCCAGUUUUCCAGGAAAGAGAACUUGUCACAUUGAAAUGGAUUGUCAUUUCAUUCAUGAUAAGAUAGACCCAUCAAUAGUUCGAACUCGACAUGUUGGAACUUUGCAGCAAUUGGCAGAUAUAUUUGCUGCACAAGUUGGGAGUUCUUGACAUUCAUUCUCCAACUUGAGGGAGAGUGUUGAGAAUUUUGCAUAAUUAAAUAUCAGAGUCGUAGUAUCUGUGUAAAUCUUGUAUGUCAAGUUUGAAUCUUUUCUGUGUCUUUUUCUUUCCUUAGUUGGCUAGCUUGACUUGGUCUCCAAGUCGUAUGUCUGCAUAUAAGGUUCCCUGCAUCAAUGAAAGUAAUUAAUAUCUCAGUAAAACAUCUUUUUCUAUACUUACUUUUCGUUAUAUAAAGCUUCUACGUUCUCAUUCGUUCUAAGAAUUUCUUGUAUCUUACAUGUAUCUCUGUUACUGGCUUUUGAUAACCUCUUGAUCCAAAGAUGAGCUCAAGCGAGCAUUCAGCAGCUGUUGCAGUUGCAGUACCGUAUCCCGCUCCCAGCAAUUCCGGCAGCACUGAUGUCCUGGAACGGGAUCCUUAUGAGGCUCCAUCAGCAAUAGUACCACCUCCACCUAAUGGUUAUCCCUUAGGUGAUACUAGUACAGAUAUUCCUGAGGGGCCUGCAGGCAGAACCGUGUUCCGGGGGGAUGAGAAAGAAGUCAAAGAACACGGCUGCUGCUGUCGCACUUUCUGUUGUCUCUGCCGCUGCUGCCUUGCUAUAUUGAGUGGAUGCGGGGAUCAAUGAAAGGCGUGCUGUUCAGUAUAUGUGUUAAAAAUUAUAGUUUGAGAUUCUAUUAUCCUCUCGUAUGAUAUGUUCAGUUCUUAUAUAUUCUUGUGUGAUUGUUGUACAAUAUAUUGUUCAUCCUUGUUUUAAUUCACCAUAUAUGAUCGAUCAAUAUAUAAUGAUCUUCGUACUUCCAGAACAGCUUUUAUAUAUUCGAAAUUCUUUUUUCUUAUUGGCUUAUUGUUGUGCUGCAUAGGCAUGAAUUCUCACCCUUUUGCAAUCAAUAAGCAUGCAUAAAGAAAAACUGUCAGUAUGGUGUUGUUCGUCCUGGGUUGGAGAACCGGAUGGCUAUGCCGCUGUCGGUUUGAAGUUGUUUGGGUAGCCCAGGAAAUCGGCGGCGAUGAUAUCUAAGGCUGAGCGAGGCAGCCUUGCUUACUGGCAUGUCACGAGUGAUUGAUGUAGCCUCAUCCAAAAGAGACACUAGGCUCUUAGCGGUGCUCUCUAGUCAGGCGGUGUUGGGCUUGGCGGCGGGAAGGUGCUCUCGAAGUGCCAAGGUAAAGUUGGCGGCAGUUUUAACUGUGAUGUAGGGUGGUGGCGCUGCCUGGCAGAAGCAAAUCUGGGCUGUGGCCAGGAAUGGGCUUGGGUCUCCUAGCCUAGUGACUAGUACAACCUACAGUUCGGCCUCCUCUAGUUUUUCCCUUUUGUUUUUUGGUUUUGUGUUUUGAACUCUAGUUUUUUGUUUUUUCUUUUAAUUGGUUUGGUUCUUGUAUUCUCAUGUUGAUUAUAAAGUUUUUUUUCAUGA